AUGCGACCAGCAGUUAAAAUCGGCUUGGUGCCGAUCGUUCUGGCAUGCCUGUCCGCCGCGAUAGCGGUCCACGGAUCCUGCACGUCGGAAAACUGUACCAGAACGAUCUACACCUGGGAGGGAGGUCGUAUCGUCUGGCCAUGUCCCACAACGAAGCGGCUCAUUACCAGCACCGGCAAGUACACACCACGCGACUUGAUCGCGAUGCGUUGCCAACGUGCCAACACGCACACGCUGUGUGUGUUUCCGCGCUUCAAAAGCAGCAAUCCGAUCACGCUGAGCAAGGUGUACGCCACCAAGAAGGGUUGUGACGUCAAGUUCGAACCGUUCCCGUGCUGGAACGAGCAGGAGGAAGGUAACUGCAAUGCGCUGCAGUCCGCCAUCGACCUGUACAGUGACGGGGACUAUGUUUGGGUGCUGGACAACGGUGUGACACAAUCGCUUCGUUCGCCGAUGCAACGGUGCCCCCCGAAGGUCGUGGUGUACUGUAGCAAAACGGGCAAGAAGCUGAAAACGAUCAACCUGGCACGGUUUGUGACGGAGAAGUCGCGCCUCCAGUACAUCCAGGUGGAAUGUCUGAAGGGUGGUCGGUGCUACGUGUACGUAAGCGAUCCGGGUAACAAUGCGAUCAUCGUGUAUGACGUGUACAAUGGCCGUGGCUAUCGUGUGAUUCUUCCGAAGGCAGUCCACAUGGGCUGUCGCUAUCGGGAUAUGCUGUACAUCUUCCUAUCUAAGCACAAGGACGGCACGCGGCUGUACUUUACCUACCUGGGUGGACAUCGACUGUUUGCGAUCAAGACAGAGCAUCUGCGCAAGGGACACGGUGGCAAUAUCAUAGACGUUGGCGAAAAACCACACGUGCCGAUCUUCCUGGGAACGGACGGAGGGCAUGGGGUGUUCUUCCGCGAGGAAGGCGAAUCGAAUAUUUACUACUGGAACACCAAUAGCUGCUACAAAAAGUCCAACUUCAAGCUGGUGUACAAGAGCGUGCUGGGACUGUACGCGACGCACGUGUUCCCCGAUCUCAAACUUAACCGGCUGCUGGUGUUGGAAAAUGAUUUCCCGAGCUACGUAAAGGAUCAUGCCGGCUGCGGAACGCUGCAUCAGAUUUCUAUCCUUGAUGGAAGCUGCAAGUGUCAUGGUGGAAACUAA
Messenger RNA from Anopheles marshallii, 1152 nucleotides. RefSeq lists its product as uncharacterized. NCBI's taxonomy places the organism in Eukaryota, Metazoa, Arthropoda, Insecta, Diptera, Culicidae. The transcript is spliced from 2 exons. Gene Ontology annotation, cellular component: extracellular region. The record is from RefSeq and is a predicted model, not a curated record. The coding region runs from base 1 to 1152 and encodes 383 amino acids.